This is a messenger RNA of Procambarus clarkii (red swamp crayfish), 639 nucleotides long. RefSeq names its product cuticle protein AMP1A-like. Gene Ontology annotation, molecular function: structural constituent of chitin-based larval cuticle. The record is from RefSeq and is a predicted model, not a curated record. NCBI's taxonomy places the organism in Eukaryota, Metazoa, Arthropoda, Malacostraca, Decapoda, Cambaridae. Gene Ontology annotation, cellular component: chitin-based extracellular matrix.
UGGCCGCUGCCACCAUCACCAUGAAGUUCGUGAUCAUUGCUGCCGUGGCCGCCGUGGCUGUCGCCGCCCCACAGUACCAGCUCCCACAGACCUCCUACGGCGCCCCCGCCGCCUCCAGCAGGUCUGUCUCCAUCGACAGUGUCGAGGUGGUGCCCAUCCUGAGGGACGAUCGUGUCCAAGAACCAGACGGAAGAUACAGUGUUGACGUGGAGACUGGCAACGGAAUUGUCCUGUCCCUGAACGGCUCUCCAGAUGGCUCAGAUGGCGCUGUAAUUAAGGCCGGACAAUACUCCUACACCGCUCCUGACGGCAGUCCCGUCAAUGUGAAGUUCGUCGCCGACGAGAACGGCUACCAGCCCCAGUCUGACCUGCUGCCAGUGGCUCCUGAGUUCCCCCACCCAAUCCCAAAGUUCGUGCUGGACCAGAUCGCUAAGGCUGCUGAAGAGGACGCCGCCGCCGCCAGAGCCGAGGGUGCUAGUGUGAGGGCCUCUGCCUCCGCUCCCUCCAGGACCUACGGCGCCCCUCAGUAACUGCUGAGCACCACCAACCUCCCGCCUUUGAAGAUACUCACAUUUAUUUAUUGUAUACAUGAGUAGUGCGUAUAAUUAUGUAAUGAAUAAACUAUAGUUCCAUGCAUUA